CUAACACCUUCCAAGUUCAGGAAGAAACCAUCUGCAUCAGCAUCGACAACCUGGUACCAUGCACCCAGCAGGCCCCGUGUGAGUAAACCAGAGGCUCCUCUACAACAUGAUCCACAGAGACAAUGCAGGUCUUGUUUGCAGCCUGAAGUUUGUGACUCUCCUGGUUGCUCUAAGUCCGGAACUCCAACUCCUGGGAGCUGGAGUCCAGCUUCAAAACAAUGGGUAUGAUGGAUUACUUGUUGCGAUUAAUCCUCAGGUACCAGAGAAUCAGAACCUCAUCUCAAACAUUAAGGAAAUGAUAACUGACGCUUCAUUCUACCUAUUUAAUGCUACCAAGAGAAGAGUGUUUUUCAGAAAUAUAAAGAUUUUAAUACCUGCCACAUGGAAAGCUAAUAAUUAUAGCAAAGUAAAACAAGAAUCAUAUGAAAAGGCAAAUGUCAUAGUGACUGACUGGUAUGGGGCACAUGGAGACGACCCAUACACCCUACAAUACAGUGGGUGUGGAAAAGAGGGAAAAUACAUUCAUUUCACACCUAAUUUUCUACUGAGUGAUAACUUAACAGCUGGCUACGGAUCACGAGGUAGAGUUUUUGUCCACGAAUGGGCCCAUCUCCGUUGGGGUGUGUUUGAUGAAUACAACAAUGACAAACCUUUCUACAUAAAUGGUCAAAAUCAAAUUAAAGUAACAAGGUGUUCAUCUGACAUUACCGGCAUUUUUGUGUGUGAAAAAGGUCCUUGCCCCCAAGAAAACUGUAUUAUUAGUAAGCUUUUCAAAGAAGGAUGCAUGUUUCUCUAUAAUAGUACCCAAAAUGCAACUGCAUCAAUAAUGUUCAUGCAAAGUUUAUCUUCUGUGGUUGAAUUCUGUAAUGCAAGUACUCACAACCAAGAAGCUCCAAACCUACAGAACCAAAUGUGCAGCCUCAGAAGUGCAUGGGACAUAAUCACAGAAUCUGCCGACUUUAAUCACAGCUUUCCCAUGAAUGGGACUGAGCUUCCACCUCCUCCCACAUUCUCCCUUGUACAGGCUGGUGACAAAGUGGUCUGUUUAGUGCUGGAUGUGUCCAGCAAGAUGGCAGAGGCUGACAGACUCCUUCGGCUGCAACAAGCAGCAGAAUUUUAUUUGAUGCAGAUUGUUGAAAUCCAUACCUUUGUGGGCAUUGCAAGUUUCAGUAGCAAAGGAGAGAUCAGAGCCCAGCUACACCAAAUUAACAGUGAUGAUGACCGAAAGCUGCUGGUUUCAUAUCUGCCCACCUCUGUGUCAGCUGGAGCAGAAGCCAGCAUCUGUUCAGGGCUUAAGAAGGGAUUUGAGGUGGUAGAAAAACUGAAUGGAAAAGCCUAUGGCUCUGUUAUGAUAUUAGUGACCAGUGGAGACGAUGAGCAUAUCAGCAACUGCUUACUCACUGUACUGGACAGUGGUUCGACCAUUCAUUCCAUUGCCCUAGGUUCAUCUGUGGUCCAAAACCUGGAGGAAUUAUCACAUCGUACAGGAGGUUUAAAGUUCUUUGUUCCAGAUAAAUCAAACUCCAAUAGCAUGAUUGAUGCUUUCAGUAGAAUUUCCUCUGGAACUGGAGACAUUUUUCAGCAACGUAUUCAGCUAGAAAGUAUGAGUGAAAACGUUAAACCUCACCAUCAAUUGAAAAACACCGUGACUGUGGAUAACAGUGUGGGCAAUGACACUAUCUUCCUAGUUACAUGGCAGAGCAGUGGUCUCCCUGAAAUUGUAUUAUUUGAUCCUGAUGGAAGAAAAUACUACACAAAUAAUUUUAUCACCAAUCUAGCUCUUCGGACAGCUAGCCUUUGGAUUCCAGGAACUGCUAAGCCAGGACACUGGACUUACACACUGAACAAUACCCACCAUUCUCUGCAAGCCCUGAAAGUGACAGUGACCUCCCGUGCCUCCAGCUCAGCUGUGCCCCCAGUCACUGUGGAGGCCUUUGUGGAAAGAGACAGCACCCAUUUUCCCCAUCCCGUGAUGAUUUAUGCCAAUGUGAGAAAGGGGCUUUACCCCAUUCUUAAUGCUACUGUAACUGCCACAAUUGAGCCAGAGACUGGAGAUCCUGUCACUCUGAAACUUCUGGAUGACGGAGCAGGUGCUGAUGUUAUAAAAAAUGAUGGAAUUUACUCGAGGUAUUUUUUCUCCUUUGCUGUAAAUGGUAGAUAUAGCUUGAAAGUGCACGCCAAUCACUCUCCCAGCAUAAGGACCCUCGUCCACUCUAUUCCAGGGAGUCAUGCUAUGUAUGUACCAGGUUACAUAGCAAAUGGUAACAUUCAGAUGAAUGCCCCAAGGAAGUCAGUGGGCAGAAGUGAGGAGGAGCAAAAGUGGGGCUUUAGCCGAGUAAGCUCAGGGGGCUCCUUUUCUGUCUUGGGAGUUCCAACCGGCCUCCAUACUGAUGUGUUUCCACCCUGCAAAAUUAUUGACCUGGAAGCUAUAAAAGCGGAAGAGGAGUUGACCCUAUCUUGGACAGCACCCGGAGAAGACUUUGAUCAGGGACAAGCUACAAGCUAUGAAAUAAGAAUGAGUAAAAAUCUACAGAAUAUUCAAGAUGACUUUAACAAUGCUAUUUUGGUGAAUACGUCAAAUCUAAAUCCUCAGGAAGCUGGCACCAGAGAGAUAUUUACAUUCUCACCCAAACUUUUCACAAAUGGACCUGAACAUCAACCCAAUGGAGAGACACAAGAAAGCCACAGAGUUUAUGUGGCAAUACGAGCAGUGGAUAGUAAUUCCUUAAAGUCUGCUGUAUCUAACAUUGCCCAGACAUCUCUGUUUAUCCCCCCAAAUUCUGCUCCUGUACCUGCCAGAGAUUAUCUAAUAUUGAAAGGAGUUUUAACAGUAAUGGGUUUGAUAGGAAUCAUUUGCCUUAUUAUAGUUGGAACACACUGUACUGUAAAUAGGAAAAAGAGAGCAGACAAGAAAGAGAAUAGAAGAAAAUUGCUAUGAACAAAUGUAUAGAAUACUUUCCUCCUUAGUAAGACCUGUGGCCUUUGCACUUUGCAAAUUAUACCAACAAAGUCAAAUUAACGUCAAAACUGUACUAAAAUGCAUUGGGUAUUUUAUAAUACAGAUCAGAUUUUGACAUAGUAAAUAAACAAAAAAUUCUUUUAUAAUACUCAUUUUGGGGGGGGAUUAGAAAACUCCUUGCCUUUGGCUACGGAAAAAUAAUAAAUUAUUCUUCAAAGUAAUGUCUUUAAAGGCAAGGCAAGGGCAAAGUUGAGUCAGAGUCAAGAAAAGCUUAUUUUAUUGAAGUGAAAAAACAGCCCCUAGUAGAGAAAAGGGGGUUAGAUCUGAAUUAUGCAGUAUAACUGUCCAUAUGAAGUAAUUGAAGCAAUCAUUUAGUUGCUUCGAUUAAUUUUCCAUUUCUCCUUAUCUGUACAGAACAGGUUGCUUGUUUACAGCUGAAGAUCAAGCUGCACUUUAUGUAUGAAUCUCCUGUCAUAAAGUUCUUUACCUCUUGCCAUUUGGUUAAAUAUACUACAGAUCAAAUCCACCACUAGCGCUCAAAGAUCUUUUUCGCUGUAAGAGAUAACCUUAAAAUGUGGGUAUUAUCCUUGUCCUUUCAAACUGGUUUUGUAACAAAAGUCUAUUGAAUUUAUUGUUUAUAAAUUUCUACUCCCAUCAAAACAGCUUUCCAAGUUAUUGCCUUGGGUAUUAUUAGAUGAAAAUAGUUAUAGCUCUCAUAAGGCUUUAAGUAGGGAAUGAAAGACAGUGUUCUGAGCUUAUUUUAGUACAUACAUAGACCAAACAGUUUUAUUCAAUUUCAACCAAAGAAGAAGUCAAAUAGGAGAGACUGACCUUUGGAAAUGGUCAGCUAGUUCUGUUCUUUGAUUAAAUAGGAGUCUAGAAUCUUUUCUCCAUCAAGAGCUAUUUACCAAGGGCAGGGGAUGAGACAGGUCAUAAGGAAAUAAAAAGCAUCUUUCAUCUAAUUUUACUUCCUCUUAUUUUUUUAAAGAUUAUUAAACAAUAGAAUCAUUUGCUUUUUAAAUUA
Lemur catta (Ring-tailed lemur) is the source of this 3983-nucleotide messenger RNA. RefSeq names its product calcium-activated chloride channel regulator 2. The transcript is spliced from 14 exons. Gene Ontology annotation, biological process: chloride transport. Gene Ontology annotation, molecular function: intracellularly calcium-gated chloride channel activity. The record is from RefSeq and is a predicted model, not a curated record. The coding region runs from base 107 to 2938 and encodes 943 amino acids. NCBI's taxonomy places the organism in Eukaryota, Metazoa, Chordata, Mammalia, Primates, Lemuridae.